This is a messenger RNA of Parnassius mnemosyne (clouded apollo), 1248 nucleotides long. NCBI's taxonomy places the organism in Eukaryota, Metazoa, Arthropoda, Insecta, Lepidoptera, Papilionidae. The record is from the annotation of a GenBank genome assembly.
AUGAAAUACCUAUCUAAUUUCCAUCCUGAAUUUGUGCAACCACUUUUGGUGGGUUUCAAAAUGUUAGAUAAAUUUAAUUUAACCUUUUUUGAUGACAAUGUGUCCUUUCUAAAGAGAUAUUGGAAGUUUUUAUACUUAGUUCCUUUUACGGUGGCCUACAUUACUUGCAUGUCGAUAUACAUGAUUAAUAUAUUCAGUGAGGAAAUCGACGUCACCGAAUUUGCUUACAUGGUUCCUGUGUAUAUUAGUUUUGUUACGGCUGUAGUUAAAAUAAUCAUAAUAUUAUUAAAAAGAAAAGAUAUUUCCACUUUAGUGAACGACUUAGGCAAAAGCUGGAGAACAUUCAAUUUAAAUAGUAAGCAAAUCGAGCGGAAGGAACAAUUAAUGAAGAAGCUUAACUUAUUUCUGAAAAUAUUUUACUACGUUAAUGUUGGAGCGGCUUCAUUACAUUUGAUUACACCUUUAGUAAGCGUUUUGGUUCGUAAAUUUGUGUUAAAGCAGGACUGCAAAAUGGUACUUCCGUUUCAAAGUGUAUAUCCUUUUGAUACUUCUGAAGACUGGGUCAAAUAUCUUGUAACAUACGCAUUUCAAACGUUCAUAGCGUUCCGUCUAAUUUACGUAUACCUGGCCUCACAAUAUUUGAUGAUAAAUUUAUGUGCAUUUCUUGCCAUUAAUUUUGCACUAUUAUCCGAAGACUUGAUUAAUGUUACCCCGUACUUUAAUAAAGUGAAACUUCUGAGUCAAUAUUCAUUCCAUGAACAACUUGAAAGAGAAAGCACAAACAUUACAAUACAGGAAUUCGUAAAACGUCACCAAAAACUGAUAAGAUUAUCACAUCAGUUGGAUGAUAUUUUUAAUCGAAUUGUUUUCGUUAUCUUACUUUUAGUCACAAUUGUUGUCUGCUUCUUCGGCUUCGCAAUAACCAUAUCACAUGGAGUUAUAGAGAAACUAAAUGAUUUUAUCAGCGUUUUAGGUCUGUUGUUUCCAACGUACAUAUUGUGUUACUAUAGUGAAUUAUUAACAUCUGAGAGUUUGCGUAUAGCUGAUGCGGCGUACGAAAAUUUGUGGCUGGAUGGGAACGUUUCUUAUCAAAAAACUAUUCUAAUGAUUAUAAGACGUUCACAAAAACCUUGUUGCCUUACAUCAAUUAAAUACGUGCCCAUUAAUUUAAAUACUUUUACCAAGGUUUUGAGUACGACGUGGUCAUACUUUUCUUUAGCUACAUCGAUGUACUCGGAAAAGGAAUAA